This is a messenger RNA of Neurospora tetraspora, 3129 nucleotides long. RefSeq lists its product as uncharacterized. The transcript is spliced from 8 exons. Lineage: Eukaryota; Fungi; Ascomycota; Sordariomycetes; Sordariales; Sordariaceae. The record is from RefSeq and is a predicted model, not a curated record. Bases 1 to 3129 code for a protein of 1042 amino acids.
AUGUCGCUUACUCUGAACAUAAGCGAAGAGGAACGCGCCUGCAUCCUCGCUGGGUUUUCAGAUCCAGCUGUUCGCGCUAACAGCAAGCUCUCCGGACAAUCCCAUCGAUCCGACAAGGACGACGAGGCACCGGCCACACUACCUGCCCGAGUUUUAGGCAGAGCCCGUCUGUCAGAUGUUGUUAGGUCUGCCUUUGACCCCGGAGAACGAAGCGACGACGAAGAUUACCAAAGACCACUUCCAAAACACGCUGAAUCCAUCCAAAACCUCGCCAACGCACUAGCCGAAGUUAUGGUGCCCGACAUAUCCGCCGAAGUCCCAUUUGUUCAUAAUCCACACAGAACCCCAAAGGAAACCUCUAGAGGAGAUGCUUUCAAUAGUAUCCGACAGCUGGAUGCGAAGAAUCUUGCCAUGCGGCUGAUGAAGGAGCCGUCUGCCCACAAUUGGAUGAGAUACAUCACAUUCACACCCGGUGGAUGUGAAUUCACGGCCUCUGACCUCCCAACAAUUGAUGAGCUUGUUGACACGGCAACAAAAUUCAAGUAUUGGGCAAAUUCACGAAUCAGACUUCUGAAGGAGAAAGAAUCACUGAAAGCCUUGUUGGAUGACCUGAUUGACGCCCUAUGGAACAACAGACAAGAUAGAUUUCGAUUCGCGGGAACGUGCGGGGAAGUUACUGCGGAAUUAUGUAGCGACGCGGUUGUUGGUGGAAUCGACUCGUUGAUGGUUUUCGGGAUGAAAGUGUUUUUGCACGAGAGUGGAUGGAUGUAUAAAAUUGCCAGUUUGCCAAUCAAGUUCCUUGAAUCGCUGAAUAUACGUCCACACCGCCAAACAUCCCUGUAUCAGACACUCGUCAAUUGUGAAAGACUUUUGGUUAGGAACUCUUACCUAACGUCGACCAUGAAAGCCAAAUUGGAAAUACCCAAAGAGGAGUGGCAUCAGCUCAUCCUGGACCGAACACCCAAGUCGGACCUGCAACAAAAAGCAUUCUCUGAGACGCCUCUUGCCCAUUUGUUCUACCGACAGCCCUUUCUUUCCGCAUCAUCUGAUACUCACAUCAACCAUGAAGAAUCCUCACCUGGUGUGAACGCUCCUAAGACGAGCUCCCCGAGAACGAUCGACAUUCUGGCCAUGAUCAUGGUCUCGGACAGAGAGGGAGAUCUUCCCUUGGAGGAUCUGACCGACGACGACGACGAUAAGCCGCACAAAUCUUGGCGAGAUAGUGCCGUGCAAUGCAUCCGCGGAAAGAGCGUCGAGAAUGUAGCGAGCUUGCUGAAUAGCCGUAGGGCCUGGAUCAAGUGGAUAGAAGACGGACAAAACGACAAGGUCCAUAUCUUCACAUCUGCCGACCUUCCUCCCAUCGGUGAGGACAGCCCCGACAACAAAGCUGUCGCAGCAGGGUCAGAUACGAUGAGAUCAUUAGCAAAAAAGAUGGCGCAUAUUGCCCGGCAUUAUCUCCCCAAUGAAUUAAGGCUCACCAACGAUGGCGAUGGGUUCAAGUAUGAACGCCUCUUUCUCAGCCUCGAGAAAGCCGUGACUCAGUGCUCGGAUAUGGCGACUUACGUGCGAACGAAGACAAAGGUUUUCAAACGAGAGGUCCCUCGAAGAGUCCCAAGCAUCGCCAUUUUGUUCAAGAUACUCACCAUCGCCUCAGACCUUCCUCAAUUGUCGUUUCAUUCAAACGCUCCACGCCACCUAGCCAUGUCGUCACCUCCACCCAAACCAUACGAAGUUGUUGAUAAGCUCCUCAGCGAACGAGCGAAGAACACCAAGUCGAAAGAAACUAUCAAGUGGCUGCUUGAACGGAAGACCUUUCUUUCCAGCAUAUUCGAAGCCGAUGAUGACAAGUACGACGACGAAGCAUUCGAGAAAGCUCUACUCGAGGCCAUGAUUGUCGACCGCGACAACCUGCCCGAUCAGCAAGUGCUCAACGGUGAUCGAGAGGAUGAGUGGAAACUCGCCCUGGAACGAAUAAAGGGGAUGAAGGAAGACGAAAUGAAGUCGCGUUUGGAGGAUCUAUUCUAUACCCUACCGACAAGAAAGGACAUUGUGGACUUUAUGAGCCCACUGGGGGCCCACGAGGCUGUGGCGGAGGAGUCGGUCAUUGGUGCCAUGCAGCUUCUUUUCAGAAACUACGUGGCCAUGUCCCUGCUUAUCGAGUCAAAGAUCAAGAGCCUCAUGAAGCCUCAGAUAUGGCUGGACAUACCAUUCGAGGAACUUGACAAGGUCCUCAAAGAUCGACUUCCGAAAGAUGUCGGCGACAAGCUGAUCGAGGUUACCCGCAAUAACCAGCUGUCAGCCAAGCCUUCCACAUAUUUGCCAGACAAUGGCACACUUACCGACGCUAAGACUUUUGCAAAAGUGCUGGCCAAGGUAAUGCUUGCGGACAAGUUUGGGGAGCUAAAGUUACCUGUAUACGAGUCUUCCGACCUGGUUGUGGCAAGAAUGAACAAGAUAAAGAACUCCAGCCUAACUCCAGAACUGCAAGGACCGGUGGGCUUCAGAGGAGAAAUAGAAAAGAUGCAACUACAAGAAGCGGAGUAUGCGAUUCUCGACCUGGACGAGGAAACGAUCGUGAGUCGCCUGGUGGAUGAGCGUUGGAUGCAGUGCAUCAAUGACAGGGCCGGAUUUGUGUCCCAUGACCUGCUCUCGCCUGACAUCAAAUUCCUGAGACACAAAAUUGCGCGCAAGCCCGUACCGAGUGUUACCUCUGCUGAGGCCGGAGAGUCGAAGACCAAGGAAUCUACCGUCACGGAAUCUGGAACCGAACAGUCCGCCGCCAAAAAGUCCAAGGCCGAGCAGCCUGACGCCGUGAAGUCCGACGCUGAGGAGCCCAAAGCCGGGGAAUCUGCGGUCGGAGAAACGGCAACCGGGGAGUCCAACGGCGAGCAGUCUAACACCGGGGAGUCUAGUACCGGGAGUCCCGGAACUGGAGAAUCUUCGACCGAGCAACCUAAGCCUCAGGAACCCACGGCUGAGGCACCCACGGCUGAGGCAUCCAAGACCGAGCAGGCCAAGCCUGGAGACUCCGGGACACCACCCGUGACGACCAAAAAAUAUACCGAAUAUGGCGAUUAUUGCGAUGAAUGGAAUGUAGAAGAAGCGUUUAGAGGUGAAUUGCCUUUCUAA